This is a messenger RNA of Alligator mississippiensis (American alligator), 2469 nucleotides long. RefSeq lists its product as uncharacterized. The record is from RefSeq and is a predicted model, not a curated record. Gene Ontology annotation, biological process: immune response. Bases 1 to 987 code for a protein of 328 amino acids. Lineage: Eukaryota; Metazoa; Chordata; Crocodylia; Alligatoridae. The transcript is spliced from 4 exons. Gene Ontology annotation, cellular component: external side of plasma membrane.
AUGUAUGUGUAUACAUGUACAAGUGUAUAUGUGGAUAUCCACACCCCGCCCUACCCCCUACAAACACGGGGUCCGGACUCUAGCGCAGCCGGGGCGCGUGUCUGCGCGGGGGGAGGGCGGCUCUGGAGUGCGCACCCGGACACAACGCCUGCUCCUGCCCCUCCGGCUCCCCCCGCCCCCCGGCUGUGCAGAGACCCGGCCUCCAUCGGGGCGGUGCCGGGCCGGGGCCGGCGCUGCCCCAGCGCUCAUGUCGGUGCCGCAGGGUGUCAAAGCGGGCCUGAGGCGGCCUCGACACGCUUCCUCCGCCGCCUGCUGCUGCCGAGCGCGCGUGACCGCGACACCCCCCCGCCGCUCCUGCCGCGUUUCCGGGGCGACGGACGGACGCAGUCCCGGCACUACCAGCAGCGGCGCGGGGCGUGGGGGACGGGGCCUAGGCGCGGGCACGUGACUCCCGCCGACCAGCCUGCGCUGCACUGCGCACGCGCGAACCCUCUGCUCCUUCCCCCCCUUCGCCCCGCUGUUGUGACGCAGCAUCCCGUGGCACAGGUGAGCGAGAAGCCAUCAUCCUGGGGCGGACGCACCACCCUAGCCUGCCAGGUCCAUGACUUCUGCCCCAAGGACAUGGCUGCUGUCUGGCUGAAAAAUGGGGAGGUGCAACCCCAGGAGACGAGCUAUGCAGGGGUCCUUCCCAGCAGAGGUGAGACCUACCAGACCUGGGCCACCAUCGAGAUUGCCCCGAGCAGCAACCACAACUACGCCUGCAGCGUGAGGCACGAGAGCCUGGGGGCAGCUCUGAGAGUGGCCUGGGACAAGGGCCGGACCGGCAACGCUAUCCUGGAGCUGUUGAAGGAGAAGGUGAACAAGCAGGCGUGGAGUGUACAUACUUUUUCCUAUCUUCAAGGCCGCGGGAAAGGUCCCAACCUUGGUUGGAAUUCAGCUGCUUCGGGUUCCAAUGGAGGUGAUACCUUCUUGCAGUGUGAGGCGUGAGUCUACAUUUGGUGACCCUGGCAACGAACAGCAGAAUUAGCGGUCAGAAGUACCUGGAAAGGUCCCUUCCAUCUGGGUUGAAGUGCGUUUUUCCAUUGAUAGACCUUUACGUAGACCCAAUCUCCUGCUUUAAGGUUGUGACAGGGAACAUCCGGUGGUUGAGGUAAGGCUUCUUGGACCUGGGCUGCAGCCUGAUGUUGAACCGGUUGUUGCUGAUGUGUGUGUCUCAGGAGAGCAGGGUUUGAACAAAGGUCCAGGAUAUCCUCUGCUGGCUCCGGCGGUGGGGGCGCCCCGGGCAAUGCUGGAUACAUCAGAGCGGUGGCCGGCGUGUAAUUUUGGGGAGCAGCCAAUUUCUCCCGAACAGCUUUGAACUGCUGUUUUAAUUUUUCUUGAGAGUCUUUUAGACUUCUAGUUUGAGAUUCUGUCCGCCUUUUGGACAUUUCAUCAUACCAAUAAAAGAAUGCAUCCCACUGGUUUUGUGGUGUUUUGGAUCCACGGGACUCUAAAGCCCCUCUUAAGUGCACUAUUUUAUCCCGAUCCAAUGUUCCUUCCUGUGGAAAAUGCUUUACGGGAUCAUCCCUAGUAUACCAGUUCCACUUAUCCAGGUACUUGCAAGCCUCGGGAGAAUAGUGUGUGUACAUGAAGUACGCCGGAGUCCCCUUAGGGGGGACGGGAACUUUUUUAGACUGACUUGUUCCCAUUUUCAGUCACACAGGGAGACGUAGGAGAGGCUUAUUUAGGAUGUCCGGGCCGCUCAGUGCCUUGCCCCGCAGUUUUUCACCGCCCAGACAAAAGGCUUCUGACCUGACACCGGCUCAUAAAAUGGAAAUGGGGAGGGAAACACAAGAGGGAUCCUUUCACUCCUGCUCUCGGCAGAAGCUACUGGGACAAGGGGUUUGGAAAAGACAAAAUCACUCAGACGCCCUGUCCACUGGGUCACGAGGUUCCAGCUGGGCCCCUUGCUUUCAACGCUACCUUUUUAGGCAGAAUCGGGGUGGCUAGACCCAGCCUUAGUCCCAGACCUGGUCAGUGGCUCAUUUUUCUAAAUGCACACACACACAUUCAUUCAAUAGCCAGAGAGAAAAAGACCAAAUCACUGGGAAGCCCUGUCCACUGGGUCACGAGGUUCCAGUUGGGCCCCCUUGCUUUCAAAAGUGCCCUGUCAGGCAGAAUUGGGGCGGCUGAACCCAACCGUAGUCUCAGACCUGGUCAGUGGCUCAUAUCUCUAAAUACACACACACGCGCAUUCAUUCAGUCAGCCAGACCUCCUCCCCCACACCGCCUGAGUUAAUUAACUACAAGCCCGAUGUGCUGUUGGAUGAAGGUGCUUCAAACAGUUUCUCCCUGAAUAAAACGUACGUUACCAGACACAAAAUUGGAUCCUUUACCAGACAGAAAAGUUUAGCCGGCAGUAAGGUUCAGACUGACCUGGGUUUUGUCAUUACCUCUGGUGACACGUGGGCAUGACGAUCUUGUCUUUUC